AUGCAUAGUCUCGGUUCGAGUUACAGCGAUACCUCAUCAUUAUCAUUCCCUCGCUACCAAGGAUUUGGAACUUUGGCAACCCCAUUUAGUCGACCCCCAGGUUUCGGAUUGACGUCUCAGUCAAUCCCAACUUUUACGUCAAGUUUUAUCGUUGUUAUAAGACAACAAAUGGACGAAAGUAAUCAUGAAAUGGUACACAUGCUAACUCAGCAAAUGGGUACCAUAUUGAGGCCAUUGAUCCAGGAUUCAACGCAUAGUUGCCAACAGUUGGCAACCCAAAUGACAAGGAUAAAGGAUUUUUUGGGAGCCCCAAGGGCUCAGGUCUGUCAGAAUCCUGCGCCUCCUCCUCGACCGGAAACACUGGUUCGACAAGAGGAAAUGACGGAUGAUACUGCCGAACAGGAACAUCGGGAAUUUGAACAUAUCCAAAGGAUGGCACAAAGGCCCCCCGUGACAGAAUUUCCUAGGGGGUGGAAAGUCCCAAAAUUUGCCGUGUUCAUUGGGGAUACUGAAGAAUCCACCCUCGAGCACGUGGCCAGGUACCAGACCGAGGUUGGCGACAUAGAUAACAAUGAGGACUUGAAGUUAAAAUAUUUCCCAAGUUCUCUUACAAAAAACGCGUUUACAUGGUUCACAGUGCUACCUCCACAGUCGAUCCAAACGUGGACACAGUUAGAGAGAUUAUUCCAUGAACAAUUUUACAUGGGACAAUCGAAGAUUAGCCUCAAAGAACUAGCUAGCGUUAAGCAAAAGGUUGUUGAGUCAGUUGAUCAGUAUCUAAACAGGUUUAGACUGUUGAAAGCACGAUGCUUUACCCAAGUCCCUGAACAUGAACUAGUCGAGAUGGCGGAUGGGGGUCUAGAUUAUUCUAUAAGAAAAAAGCUAGAUACUCAAUAUCUUAGAGAUAUGGCCCAAUUGGCCGAUAGGGUUCGACUCGAAGGAGUUUCUUCCGACGAUGAAGAUAUAAUCGACAAAAGUGAGGUUAACGUGGAAGAACUUAAGCCCGGAACUUCGUAUGCGUGUAAGGUUUUAAAGCCCUCGAAUGGGAAAAACCUUGUCGAACCAGAGAAAAUAGACAAAUACGUAGCUAAGACCUAUACUUUCGACGUGUCUAAGGAUUUGGUGCAGAAAGCUCUGAAAGAAGGAAGGCUCCAGUUUGGUGAAAGGCCAAAAAUGCAGGUGGAUUCCGACCCUCUAAAGAUAGAGGAAGCUUUGUACGUAGAGCCUCUUGAAUGCAUGGUGGUAGAGACUACUGAUGGUCUUAUUGAGGUUUCCAAAGCAGACUCGUUAGCUGAAUCGUUUGAAGUGAUGAUGGUCUAA
This is a messenger RNA of Lathyrus oleraceus (garden pea), 1320 nucleotides long. RefSeq lists its product as uncharacterized. Bases 1 to 1320 code for a protein of 439 amino acids. NCBI's taxonomy places the organism in Eukaryota, Viridiplantae, Streptophyta, Magnoliopsida, Fabales, Fabaceae. The transcript has 4 exons. The record is from RefSeq and is a predicted model, not a curated record.